Durio zibethinus is the source of this 2082-nucleotide messenger RNA. Its product is annotated as cyclic nucleotide-gated ion channel 18-like. Gene Ontology annotation, biological process: monoatomic ion transport; transmembrane transport. The record is from RefSeq and is a predicted model, not a curated record. Lineage: Eukaryota; Viridiplantae; Streptophyta; Magnoliopsida; Malvales; Malvaceae. Gene Ontology annotation, molecular function: monoatomic ion channel activity. Gene Ontology annotation, cellular component: membrane.
AUGAAUAGCAUAAUCCCUUCAUUCCGCUACUUACCUUCCUCGCCUCGUCCUUCACCACCUUCCGCACCCAAUGCUCCUACCGACUUCCUCCUCCUAUGGCGCUACCAAAUUUUGGACCCCGACAGCGACAUUGUUUCCUAUUGGAACCAUGUGUUCUUGGUCAUUUGCAUUAUGGCACUCUUCAUAGACCCUCUCUACUUCUUCCUCCCUUAUGUUGGAGGCCCUGCAUGCUUGGAAUCCGACGCCAACAUGGGGGUCAUCGUCACGAUUUUGAGGUCUAUGGCCGAUCUUUUAUACCUUUUAAACAUGCUCAUGAAGUUUAGGACUGGAUUCAUUGCGCCGAAUUCUAGGAUUUUUGGAAGGGGUGAGCUUGUCAUGGAUGCGAGGGAGAUAGCAAUGCGAUACUUGAAGUCAGAUUUUGUCAUUGAUCUUGCAGCCACCUUACCACUACCUCAGUUUGUCAUCUGGGUAGUUAUUCCAGCCACAAGAAACUCGAGAACUGAUCAUGCCAACAACACUGUUGCUCUCAUUGUUCUACUUCAAUAUGUUCCAAGGCUGUUUAUCAUUUUCCCUCUUAACCAAAAGAUCAUUAAAACUACUGGAGUCGUUGCCAAGACUGCUUGGGCAGGAGCUGCAUACAAUCUCCUCCUAUAUUUGCUGGCCAGUCACGUGUUAGGAGCAAUAUGGUAUUUAUGUUCCAUAGCAAGGCAGUUUUCUUGCUGGAAGGUGGAGUGUGCAAGAGAGAAUGCCUCAAAAUUUCUUGCUUGCAUCCCAAGUUUCCUAGAUUGUAAUAGCUUGACGAACCCUGAGAGGCAAUAUUGGGCAAAUAUCACUCAUGUGCUCGCUAACUGUGAUGCGAGGAAUAGCGAUAUUGAUUUCAAAUUUGGAAUGUUUGCAGAUGCUUUUACUAAUGAUGUUGCUUCCGAGAACUUUGUUAUAAAGUACUUGUAUUGUCUUUGGUGGGGUAUAAGAAAUUUAAGUUCAUAUGGGCAGAAUUUGGAGACAACCAUAUAUAUUUGGGAGAAUUUGUUUUGCAUUUUUAUAUGUAUUUUUGGAUUGAUUCUAUUCUCACUAUUGAUUGGCAACAUGCAGACUUCUUUGCAAUCAAUGACAGUAAGAAUUGAGGAGUGGAGGGUUAAAAGAAGGGAUACAGAAGAGUGGAUGAGACAUCGUCAGUUACCCGAGGAUUUGCAAGAACGUGUUCGUCGAUUUGUUCAAUACAAAUGGCUUACUACAAGAGGAGUUGAUGAAGAAUCUAUAUUACAAUCAUUACCCUUAGAUCUUCGUCGUGAAAUUCAACGCCAUUUAUGUAUUUCCCUUGUUCGACGUGUUCCAUUCUUCUCACAAAUGGAUGACCAGCUUCUUGAUGCCAUUUGCGAGCGUCUUGUCUCAUCAUUGACUACUAAAGGCAAUUACAUUGUCCGAGAAGGUGAUCCAGUCGAUGAGAUGCUAUUUAUCAUUAGAGGGCAACUUGAGAGCUCGACAACCAAUGGAGGAAGAUCAGGGUUUUUCAACUCCAUCACCCUUAGGCCAGGUGACUUCUGUGGAGAGGAAUUGCUGACAUGGGCCUUAAUGCCAAACUCUAGUAUGAACCUACCCCUUUCAACUAGGACAGUCAGAGCAGUUUCUGAAGUUGAAGCUUUUGCACUCCAAGCUGAUGACCUACAAUUUUUCGCACAUCAGUUCAAACGGCUUCAAAGUAAGCAGCUCCAGCAUGCUUUCAGGUAUUAUUCUCACCAAUGGAGGACAUGGGGUGCAUGCUUCAUACAAGCUGCCUGGAGAAGGUUUAAAAAGAGGAAGAUGGCAAAAGAGUUGAUUGCAAGAGAGAGCUGCAUUUACUACACUGAUGACAUGGAAGAUGGAUUCCAUUAUGACAAGAACAUUGAGAGAACAUCCACAGAUAGCCCAAACAAUUUUCAGAACCUUGGAGCUACAAUUUUGGCAUCAAAGUUUGCUGCAAAUACUAGAAAAGGGUCUAAGGGUGAUCUGAUUGAUUCUUCUUCUUCUAACAGUUUAAAGAUGCCCAAGUUGUUUAAACCAGAUGAGCCUGAUUUCUCUGUACACCAUAUUGAAGAUGUUUAG